Messenger RNA from Penicillium cataractarum, 1056 nucleotides. RefSeq lists its product as uncharacterized. The record is from RefSeq and is a predicted model, not a curated record. Bases 1 to 1056 code for a protein of 351 amino acids. The transcript is spliced from 3 exons. Lineage: Eukaryota; Fungi; Ascomycota; Eurotiomycetes; Eurotiales; Aspergillaceae.
AUGAAAAAGAUGUUGCUUUUGACUGUGGUUUUCGUUCUUCUGACAACAACCUCCGCUCAAACUACCACGGAAGUGACUACCAUGCAAACAGUUGCAUCUCAGGGCGCCUUGGAUGGAUCGAAAAUUCAAAACGCCAACUCUACCAGUUUUGACUGGUGGUACUUUGAAGCUCUCUCCGACGAUAGCAAAUCGUUCAUCACCGUCGUAUUCAAUCUUGGUUCAGAGAACUUUGUGAAUAUUGAUGCUUUGUUUGCAGAUGGCUCGCAGUUUACUACCACCAUCUAUACUGAAGGAGCCAUCAUUGAGAAUCUAGGUCAAGGGUCUUAUGGAAAUUUCAAGAACUCUGGAUGCUCUUGGAUCACCUCUCCUGAUCUGCGUUCAUCCUCCGUCAAUUUACAAAACUCCACUGCUGGUGUUGAAGGAGCACUGCGGUUCACCUCAGUUGCCCCAGCACAUUACCCGUCAGAUCUAUGGAAUGUCGUCGAUGCCUCGGAGCUGAUAAGUCCAUCCCUCGGAUGGGCCAAUGCGAUUCCCAAUGCGCAAGUCUCGGUGGAUUUGAAGCUGAAUGGAACAUAUCUUAAAUUCCAUGGCGUGGGAUACCACGAUAAGAAUUGGGGUGUGACUGCUUUGCCAUCAAGUUCGAGAAGUUGGUACUGGGGACAUGCAAGUGUGGGUCAGAUGUCACUUGUAUGGUUCUAUUUCCUAGGUCAGGAUAUGCAAACCUAUACCAGCGGCUAUCUCAGUGAAGGAGGGAGAAUUUUGGCAUUGGGGGAUAACGUUGUUGUUCGUCCCAAUGGUCCUAAUACAAGCUACCCUCCAUUGAUAGGCGGUUCGGUGCCCACGAGUUUUAGCAUCCACAUCAAGGACAAAAAUGGUGAAAAAUACCGGUUUGAAGCAAGCGGGAACGUUACUAGUACGUUGGACAUGGGCGGCACACAAAACGCAAAUGGUUAUACGAGGUGGAUUGGAAGAGUUAUUGGGGGGCUUGAUGGUGGAAGGAACUUCAGUGGCCCAGCAGCGUGGGAGUGGAUGCAUUUCUUGGACUACUCCGUGUGA